AUGUCUGGUGGUGGGGGGGUUGGUCCAAGCAGUGAACAAGAAGAACAACUCCAAAAAACCACCAAAUCCAAAAUCCAGCAAAUCCCUCAGCCACGCACCAGAAGCAGCGUCCGCAGGUUCUUCAGCUUCCGCCAGCUGAACAUGCUCACCAUCGCCGUCUUUCUCUCCGCCACCGGCAUGGUGAGCCUCGAGGACUUUGGCUUCGUCGUCUUCUCUUUCAUCUACAUGUACUUCUUAUCAAAAUUCUCAUUCCCAAUUCUCUCUUCUUCCCUGGAGGAACCCCCAGUCUUCGGCCAAAACAACAAGGUUCUUGGGAUCUACGUAUCCAUGGCAGCCAUCAUCGGACUCUUCAUUCCCAUAGCAUACAUCUUUCAAGGCAUCUUCGAAGGUGAUAAAGAGGGUAUCAAAGCAGCAGCUCCACAUGUUUUCCUGUUAGCCAGUCAAGUGUUCAUGGAAGGAGUGGCUUUCUCGGGCCGGUUUUCUUUGCCGGUUCGGGUUUUCGUGCCGGUUUUUUACAAUUCGAGGAGGAUUUUUAGUAUUGUCGAGUGGCUGAGAGCUGAGAUUUCAAAGGUGGAUAAUGAUGAACAAGGGUACAGUGGGAGUAGGAGGUGGAGGUUGUAUAUUGGAAGAGGUCUUGCCAUUGUUAAUAUGGGUUUGUGGAGCUUCAAUCUGUUUGGGUUUUUGUUGCCUGUCUAUCUUCCCAAAGCUUUUAAGAAGUACUAUUCUGCUUACAAGGUUAACAAAAACUAA
This is a messenger RNA of Camellia sinensis, 750 nucleotides long. The record is from RefSeq and is a predicted model, not a curated record. Lineage: Eukaryota; Viridiplantae; Streptophyta; Magnoliopsida; Ericales; Theaceae.